AUGUCUCUACGUCUACAAAAUGAUAUUUCUGUAAGCUAUUCUGUUGUUUCGGCAUCAACUGAAUUAAAUGGAAUACCAAAUGCUGAAGGAACAAAAACACCACCACCAUCACCUGUUUUGGAGAGAAAUAAUUCAAAACCAAGUUUGUUUUCAUUAGCAAAUGUGGCUGUUAAACUUAAUGAUUUAUGGACAAGUGCUAAAGAUAAAUUACUUGGUGAAGAUUACUGGAUUCCUUCUGAUCCAUGUGAGGUAGUCUUUUUUCCAGACGAAUUGUUGUUAGGACACGAAAUUGUUUAUCCAAAUUCUUUGGAUGAAAAAAAAAUUAUACCAAUUCCAUCAUUAAGAGUUGUUCAAGGAACUAUAAAAAAUGAACCAUCAAAACCAUUACAUCAUGUUGUUUAUUCAUACAGUGUAGAAACAAAAGUAUUUAAAUCAUUAUCUUUGUUUCGUUCUCAGGAAAUGGAAGAUGCAUUAGAUUUUUAUCGUCGAUGUUUAGAAUGCAAAAUAUUAUUCAAAUUUCUUGAUAAGUCAAAAGAUUGUCGUAAAAAAAUUCGUGAUAUUACAACGAUGUUCCAGGUUCGACCACUUUGGAAAGUAUUACAUAUAGCAAUUGCAUGUCAAAGAAGUGAUAUAUUUUCACCAGAUGGAAUAAAUUUUUUAAAAACAAAAAAUCAUGAUAUUAAAGAUUUCAUUAAUGUAAUUUCGUUACCUGAAGGACAAUAUCCUUUAAUGUUAGCAAUUCAAACCAAUCAACCAAAAAUAGUUAAAGUAUUAUUGGAACAAGGUGCAAGUGUAUCUCAAGUUGAUAUGAAUGGAAACAAUGCAUUACAUUAUGCUGCUUUAGUAUCAUCAAACAUGAUUGAAUUAUUAUUUGAAUUUGAAGAAACUAAAUCAAUUUUAAAUUCACUUAACAAUGAUGGUUUUACACCUGUCCUUUUAGCAAUUAGAAAUGCUAAUCCUAUUUGUAUGACAACAUUAUUACGUCUUGGAGCAGAAUUAAAUCCAAAAGGAUCUGGAAAAAAUGCUUUAUUUGAAGCAAUUGCAUCUAAAGGAAAAGGCCAAGAUGUUAUAAAAAGUAUUUUAGAGGCAUCACCUAAUUUAUUACAUGCAGUUGAUGAGUCAACAGGAAACACUGUAAUUCAUAUAGCUACUCAUAAAAAUCCAUUAAGUAAUUUAUUGUUUUUAAAAGCUCAAGAAAUGAAUUUAAAUAUUUUAAAUAAAGCUGGUCAGGCUCCUAUUCAUAUAUUUACAAAUCGUGGUGAUUUAGGAAUGAUAAUGUGUAUUGCAUCAUAUAAUUGUAAUUUAAAUCUUCCUAAUGGAAAUGGUGAUACAGCUUUACAUAUUGCAGUUUCAAAUAGAUAUUUAGAAGUAACAAGACUUUUAUUAUCAUUAGGUGCUGAUGCAAAUGUUUGUAAUCUUCAUGGAGACACACCAAGGCAUGCUGCAGCAAAAUUAAAUGAAAAAGAAAUAUUAAAUAGUUUAAUGAUUUGUGAUGCUAAACGAUGCCCACCAAGUAAAUCAGGAUGUGUUUCUGGUUGUGUUAGUGAAUCAUCAAUGAAAAUAUUAUAUAAAAAUAGUAAUACAUCAUCACGAGAAAAUCUUGUUAAUCAAAAAAAUAGUAAUUUAAAUAACACAGAUAAAAAUGAAAUAGAUGAAAUAAAUGGUGAUAAUAAUUUUAUAUUAAAUAAAAAACAAGAUAUUAUAUAUGAUGCCUUAAUUAAAACACUUAAUGGUAUGGAAAAAGAUAUUCAAGAAGGUAAUAGUAAAUAUAUUAAUGUAUUAUCACUUGAUGGUGGUGGUAUUAGAGGAUUAUUAUUAAUUCAAACAUUAAUAUUUAUUGAAAAAAUAAUGGGAGAACCAAUUGCUCCAUAUUUUGAUUGGUGUGCUGGUACAUCAACUGGUGCCUUAAUAGCUUCAGGUUUAGCUCAAGGAAAAACAUUAAGAGAAUGCCAAUUAAUAUACUUACGUUUAAAAGAUUUCAUUUUUGAUGGAUGGGUUAGACCAUAUAAUACAAAUCAUUUAGAAACUUUUAUUAAAAAAGAAGUUGGAGAAGCAAUUCUUCUUAAUGAUUUAAAAUGGCCACGUUUAAUGUUUCCAACAGUUAAAGCUGAUAUAUUUCCUGUUCAAUUAGAAAUGAUGCGUAAUUAUAAACUACCAUUAUCUGAUGAAGAAAAUAUUAAAUUAGGUUAUAAAAAUACUGAUGAUUUAUAUCUUUGGAAAGCAUUAAGACGUUCCUCAGCAGCUCCAACAUUUUUUUCAUGUGUUGAUAAUACUUAUAUUGAUGGUGGAAUUAUUUCUAAUAAUCCUACAUUAGAAAUUAUAUCAGAAAUUGAAAUGUGGAAUAAUACAAAUAUAAUAUUAAACAAAGAAGAAAAUUGUGUUAAAAUUGGAUGUUUAUUAAGUAUUGGAACAGGUGUUAUACCAACAAUACCUUUAGAUCCAAAUAAUAUGGAAAUAUCAGCUAAUCCAGUUGCAUUGUCAAUGGCUAUAAAAACAUUAGGUGUAAUGCUUGUAGAACAAGUUACUGCUACAGAAGGUGCUCCUGUUGAUAGAGGAUUAUCAUGGUAUAUAGCAAUGGAUACAAAAGAUGAUUUAGAUUUAUCAAGAAUGAUGUGGGAAUGUAUUGCCUAUUUAAAUAAAAGAAGAAACUAUAUUAAAAAAUUGUGUGUUUUAAUAAAAAAAAUAGGUCCAUCAUACAAAAGAAGACACUUAUUUGGUAUUUAUGGAAAAACAAAUUGUAAUAAUAUGUCUACACAAACAACAACACCUGAACUACCCGAUCAUGCUGAACCACCACUACUUAAAAAUUAUGGUGAUAUUGAAUAUAUAGAUACACAAUAA
Strongyloides ratti is the source of this 2841-nucleotide messenger RNA. Its product is annotated as 85/88 kDa calcium-independent phospholipase A2. The transcript is spliced from 4 exons. The coding region runs from base 1 to 2841 and encodes 946 amino acids. Gene Ontology annotation, cellular component: mitochondrion. The record is from RefSeq and is a predicted model, not a curated record. Gene Ontology annotation, biological process: positive regulation of ceramide biosynthetic process; lipid metabolic process. Gene Ontology annotation, molecular function: protein binding. NCBI's taxonomy places the organism in Eukaryota, Metazoa, Nematoda, Chromadorea, Rhabditida, Strongyloididae.